AUGCCCGCCACUACAGCCCUCUGGAUCACCAUCCCCGCCACUACAGCCCUCUGGAUCACCAUCCCCGCCACUACAGCCCUCUGGGUCACCAUCCGGGCCACUACAGCCCUCUGGAUCACCAUCCACGCCACUACAACCCUCUGGAUCACCAUCCCCGCCACUACAACCCUCUGGGUCACCAUCCCCGCCACUACAGCCCUCUGGGUCACCAUCCCCGCCACUACAGCCCUCUGGAUCACCAUCCCCGCCACUACAGCCCUCUGGAUCACCAUCCCCGCCACUACAGCCCUCUGGAUCACCAUCCCCGCCACUACAGCCCUCUGGAUCACCAUCCCCGCCACUACAGCCCUCUGGAUCACCAUCCCCGCCACUACAGCCCUCUGGAUCACCAUCCCCGCCACUACAGCCCUCUGGGUCACCAUCCGGGCCACUAUAACCCUCUGGAUCACCAUCCCCGCCACUACAGUCCUCUGGAUCACCAUCCCCGCCACUACAGCCCUCUGGAUCACCAUCCCCGCCACUACAGCCCUCUGGAUCACCAUCCCCGCCACUACAGCCCUCUGGAUCACCAUCCCCGCCACCACAGCCCUCUGGAUCACCAUCCCCGCCACUACAGCCCUCUGGAUCACCAUCCCCGCCACUACAACCCUCUGGACCACCAUCCCCGCCACUAUAGCCCUCUGGAUCACCAUCCCCGCCACUACAGCCCUCUGGAUCACCAUCCCCGCCACUACAACCCUCUGGAUCACCAUCCGGGCCACUAUAGCCCUCUGGAUCACCAUCCCCGCCACUACAACCCUCUGGAUCACCAUCCGGGCCACUAUAGCCCUCUGA
This is a messenger RNA of Procambarus clarkii (red swamp crayfish), 834 nucleotides long. NCBI's taxonomy places the organism in Eukaryota, Metazoa, Arthropoda, Malacostraca, Decapoda, Cambaridae. The record is from RefSeq and is a predicted model, not a curated record.